Messenger RNA from Adineta ricciae, 771 nucleotides. NCBI's taxonomy places the organism in Eukaryota, Metazoa, Rotifera, Eurotatoria, Adinetida, Adinetidae. The record is from the annotation of a GenBank genome assembly.
AUGGCAACGAUUACGCGCACACGACGAAGAGAAGUAACGACUACAGUUGAUGAUGGGCUGAGAAAUUCGUCGCAAGAUUUUCGCAAUGUUGUUCACGCAGUUGGCACUGGAAUGCGAGACAUCGCACGAACAACGGCUGAAGUUCUUGGCGAAUUUCAAGAUGCAUUAAAACCGCUAAUGUCAGAGUUCAGCGCGGAGGAACAGAACCAAAUAUAUAGUGCAUUCCUUGAAUAUCACGAACUACUAACGACAAGUCAACGAUUUCUCACAAGAGCGCUGAUACUAGCUGCUCGAGCUUGGACAUCAACUGAAUUAAUGGCAUCGAUCGAUAUCCAGAUGAUACGAGACAUAUGCUCGACUGUCAAAGCAUUAUUCGAGAAAUUUUUAAAAAUCAAUCCAAUUCUUCAAGAAAAACUUAAAGAUCAACCAGCACUUAAACGAUGGAGAAAUAUUCUUGGUCUUUUUGCGUUUAUUGGUUUUUGUUCUAUAGGAAUUGGUACUGCAGUAGCUCGAUUCACAAUGACUGUUGCUACUACAGCACCGGCAGUGAUGGCACAUGUCGCUCAACAUGAAGCUGAACUAAGUCAUCUUAAAAGUACUUUAGUAGAAAUUCGCGGUGUACUCACAACAUUGAGCCAGAAUUAUCCAAAAAUUGAAGUGACGGCUCAAAUCUUAUCCGAUGGUGCCCAUUCAAGACAAGACUUUAUUCAACUUUUAAAAGACACACAGGCUGAAGUUGACAAAGGCUUCGCAAUUUUGCGAAAUCUAUAA